AUGUCUUUCGGCAGACAUGCCUAUCGGCAUGCUCUAAAGCCACCAGCUACUGCGACACUUGACCAUCCCUGGAUCAGCGAUGACCUACUCGCAGCCACGUUUCGUCACUUUGCCAACGGUCAACGGCGCCAUGGGAGCUGUGUUCCCGGACCACUGGAAGCACGACGGCGCCUAGCAAAGCGAAGAAAUACUGUCCUAGCAAGCAUAGGGGGAGGUCCGGCUGAAGAUAUCGCGUGUCUGUUUGGCCGCAAUGGGAGGGAACACAUAAAAUGGUCCGACCAUCCGUGGCAGAGAGCGCCAUUCGAAACCCAGAGCUUCGCUGAUCAUUCUUUGUGUCCUCCUGAAGUAGGGUUUUCUUUCUACAACCAGAACCCGGAGGCUGGACCCGAACACAGUGAAGUUCAUACUACUCAUGCUCCUCCUUCCUUCCUCUCCAAGGCGAACCAAGUCACACGUGAGAAAAUUCUAGAGGAGUUCUUGGAUGGAAACAAUUGGGGUAUUGAAGAUGCAAGGGACUUCACUCGUCGGUUGAGAAUUGACCUCCACCGGGAACCGCGAUACAGCCGGCAGAUAUUCGAGCGGUUACUUGCUCGUUCAGACCCAGAUCUCAUAGAAGCAAUUGCGUUCUUGGACGACCCAUUCCUGAAUACCCGGGGAUCGGGAAAUUACGCUGCUGCUGUCGAAGUCUUUGUUCGAAGAAAAACAAAACGCGGCAAACGAACCGCUGUUUUGAAUGCGAUUAAUCGGGCAUUGGAGCUGGGGUUGAUUUCAACUGAUGAGAUCUGUCUGAUCAUUACCGCUUUACCGAACAUUCUCGUCGAACGAAACAAGACUCUGGGAUCAUGGGACCACAAGGCUUUGUUGAAGCACUACCGGGCAAUGUGGAAAGCUAUUGGGUGCUGUCACAUUCUCGGAUAUCACGAUCUGGAUAAAAGCAUUCUUGACGCUUGGCUUGGAGAGCUCCUGCGCCUCCGCAGCUUUCGUUUUGCAGAGGAACUCAUCAUCGAAACCCAUAAUGCAGAUAGUCGCAGCCAGUGGCCUUCCACCUUGGUUCAAGCCUGGCUAGAAACUAUGGAAGCCGAUUUGGAGACAAGCUUGCCGUUUCCCGAUAAAAUCUUCAGCCAGCUUGAUGUUGACAGUGCGGCGGACUGUGUCAUUCGUGUAACAGAGGCAUUGGCAUCGUCUUCAGCAGACAGGGUCUCCAGAAACCAAUUGCUUGAAAGAUGGCGGGAUUGCCUCUCAAAUGCGGAAGUCAUUUCGACCGUUGCAAAGUCGCAGGUUUGGUUCGAUUUUCCUCUCCCGUGCGUUCAAACACAGAUCAAGCAUGCCCCUCUAAGCCAUUCGACUCAACGCCAAAUCAUUUUGCGACUCUGGCUUCUACGAACGCUUGGUCGAUCGACUGGGCCCAUGUACAACCAGAAGGCAAGAGUAACAGAUCGACCGAUUUACUCGCUGCUUAAUCUCUACGAAACGGUGAUCCAAUAUACCAGUGGAGCUUUCUUUCCGGACUUCAUGCGGGAAAUCCAUGGCCUCGAUCUUCCAUACAACAGCCUUCUGCUCUUAGCCGUCAACAAAAAGGGCAAAACUUCCAUUACCAAAACAACCCGCAAAACACUUGAACAACUGGAAACCUCCAAGCUCUCCCUAGCAGAAGUGUGGACAAACCCAUCCAUAUACAAGGGAAUACGAAGACUUUUCCACACCACAUUCGACCAAAUGUUUCAUCGCAUGAACCUCACCAGCCCAGACACAGUUGAACAAAUCUUGAACGUUGUUCGAUCAGGGGACUCAAAGAACAUCUGGCCCAUCCUCAGACUUCUGAACAACAACACCCCUUUCAAGAUCAGCCUCCACAAAGCCUGGCAGCCCAUUCCACACCCCAAUGAGAAAGUCCUUGUGCGAUACCACCCGGGCUUGCGGACCAGCCAAUGCCCCGAUCCCCAUGCUGCGGUCGACCUCAUAAACCAGCUGGCUGUUGCUCUGUCCUGCUGCAAGCACUUGACUCCGUGCCAGUCUUUCCAUAUGGUUCACUGGCUUUACGGGUAUCUUCGCAGACACGGCGGGCCCGUGGAUCCGGAGUUCGUGCGGGCCAUGUAUCAUGCUGGUGUUGUCCGGUACCGUCGUGACGGUCGCCGUAUAUCACCCACUCAGUAUGAGUAUAUCCUUUGGAUCGUUGGCAAAUUUGAAAGUUCCGAGGUUAUUGAAGAGCUCACUGCCCUGCCUCAGAUUGGUGAGACGAGGCUUGACCGGUAG
Messenger RNA from Penicillium digitatum Pd1, 2253 nucleotides. The record is from RefSeq and is a predicted model, not a curated record. NCBI's taxonomy places the organism in Eukaryota, Fungi, Ascomycota, Eurotiomycetes, Eurotiales, Aspergillaceae.